GGGUCUCCUUUCGUCCCCCCGUUUUCUCCCUCUCUCUCUCUCUCUCCUCCCUCCUCUUCGAUGGAGAUUUGAGAGAAUCUCGUCGGAAAUUAGGUAUUUAAUCCAAAAAAAAAAAUGGCGUCUUUCGCCGUUUUAGACUCGUUUUUGGCCUCGGCAAGUAGAUUCUGCUGCAGUCCCUUGGCGAUCUUCGUCCAGAUCCAGGGAUGUUUUAUCUGUUUAACUCUUGCUCUCGGAUGGAGCUUAGCUGCAUAUGUCAGGAAUCAAGAAAGAAGGAAAAUAGAGCGUAAUAUCAAAGGUGGAAACUGUUUUGCAUUUCUUUGUGAUGAUAUAAAUGACCUCGAGCAUUCUGCUCAGCUGAAUUUACCUAGAGUAUCAGUUAUCAUGCCCUUGAAGGGCUUUGGAGAACAUAAUUUGCACAAUUGGAGAACACAGAUAACUUCUCUCUAUGGAGGGCCUUUGGAGUUUCUAUUUGUUGUUGAAAGCAACGAGGAUCCCGCAUACUUUGCUGUAUCUAAGCUGCUUGCAGAGUUUAAGGACAGUGUCGAUGCAAAGAUAAUUGUAGCUGGGUUGUCCACAACAUGCAGUCAAAAGAUCCAUAAUCAGUUAGUUGGUGUAGAGAAGAUGCAUAAAGAAAGCAAGUAUGUCUUGUUUCUGGAUGACGAUGUUAGGCUGCAUCCUGGGUCAAUUGGGGCUCUUACUGUUGAAAUGGAAAAGAACCCCAAGAUAUUUAUUCAGACUGGAUAUCCACUUGAUUUACCUUCUGGAAGCUUGGGCAGUUACUGUAUAUAUGAAUAUCAUAUGCCCUGUUCAAUGGGAUUUGCAACUGGUGGAAGGACAUUCUUUCUAUGGGGAGGCUGCAUGAUGAUGCAUGCAGAUGAUUUCAGAAAAGACUUGUAUGGUAUUGUCACUGGACUUCGAGAUGGCGGAUAUUCAGAUGAUAUGACUCUUGCAGCAAUAUCUGGGGACCAAAAGAGACUAAUAACUUCACCGCCUGUUGCUGUCUUUCCUCAUCCCCUUGCAAGUGAUCUCAGCUUUUCGAGAUAUUGGAAUUACCUCAGGAAGCAAACAUUUGUUCUGGAAUCAUACAUUUCAACUGUUAACUGGAUUAUGAACCGUGCAUUAUUCUCUGUGCAUUGUUACUUAUCCUGGGGGUUUUGUUUACCAUACUUUAUGGCAACGGUACAUCUUGCAACAGCAGUAAGAGCACAGUAUAGUGAGUAUCUACUGAAGGAAAUAGGCACCUUAUCAUGUGGUUUGAGAUUAGUGGGCUGCUUGGCUGCAUGCGCUCUUAUAGAACUACUUUCCAUGUGGAAUUUGACGAAGGUGGAGAUUCACUUGUGCAAUAUUUUAUCUCCAGAAUGGCCGCAAAUCUCGCUUCGUUCAUAUAACUGGGGACUUGUCUUUAUUGCGAUGCUAGUGGACAAUUUCCUAUACCCAAUUUCUGCAGUAAGAUCGCAUUUUUCACAAAGUAUCAACUGGUCUGGUGUCCGAUACCAUCUGAGAGAUGGAAAAAUAAUCAAGAUUGAAAGAUCCAAGGAGCGGGGAACGAAAUAUUCUGAUCUUGCACGAAAGCGCCUGUACGCAAAAAAACCUAAAGUUUCAUUGCUCAGCUCCUUCUCUAGAAAUUUCUCGCUGUGGCAUCAACCAAAGGAAGUGUGACAACUAGUAGCUUGUAUUAGUUGCAAAUAACACUCUCAUUCUUGAUUGCAUUCUUGGCAUUGCUUUGUAUUCAUUGACCUUUCAUCCCUUUUUGGGGUUUAUACAGGGGUCACAUUCAAUCAAAUUGAAUUUUUUUGGCC
Molecule: messenger RNA, 1799 nt
Organism: Asparagus officinalis (garden asparagus)
Lineage: Eukaryota; Viridiplantae; Streptophyta; Magnoliopsida; Asparagales; Asparagaceae
Exons: 14
Coding region: 115-1659 (514 amino acids)
Biological process (GO): glucosylceramide biosynthetic process
Cellular component (GO): membrane
Molecular function (GO): ceramide glucosyltransferase activity
Source: RefSeq, a predicted model, not a curated record